CAUGAGCGCCCCUUCUGCCGCCCCAAUCUUCGCGCCCGGCGAGAACUGCAGCCCCGCGUGGGGCGCGGCGCCCGCGGCCUACGACGCGACGGACACGCACCUGCAGAUCCUGGGCAAGCCGGUGAUGGAGCGCUGGGAGACGCCGUACAUGCACGCCCUGGCAGCUGCCGCCACCUCCAGAGGCGGCCGGGUCCUGGAGGUGGGCUUCGGCAUGGCCAUCGCCGCCUCCAGAAUCCAAGAGGCGCCCAUCGACGAGCACUGGAUCAUCGAAUGCAACGACGGCGUCUUCCAGCGGCUCCAGAACUGGGCCCUGCGGCAGCCCCACAAGGUCAUCCCCUUGAAAGGCCUGUGGGAGGACGUGGCACCCACUCUGCCAGAUGGUCACUUUGAUGGGAUCCUGUAUGACACGUACCCGCUGUCUGAGGACACGUGGCACACUCACCAGUUCAACUUCAUUAAGGGCCAUGCCUUUCGCCUGCUGAAGCCAGGGGGUGUCCUCACCUACUGCAACCUCACAUCCUGGGGGGAGCUGAUGAAGGCCAAGUACUCUGACAUCACCGUCAUGUUCGAGGAGACGCAGGUGCCUGCGCUGAUGGAGGCAGGCUUCCGGCGGGAGAACAUAAGCACGGAGGUGAUGGAGCUGAUUCCGCCUACCGACUGCCGCUACUACGCCUUCCCGCAGAUGAUCACCCCCAUGGUGACCAGGCACUGAGCCACC
Orycteropus afer afer is the source of this 718-nucleotide messenger RNA. RefSeq names its product guanidinoacetate N-methyltransferase (gene GAMT). Gene Ontology annotation, cellular component: cytoplasm; nucleus. Gene Ontology annotation, molecular function: guanidinoacetate N-methyltransferase activity. The record is from RefSeq and is a predicted model, not a curated record. NCBI's taxonomy places the organism in Eukaryota, Metazoa, Chordata, Mammalia, Tubulidentata, Orycteropodidae. Gene Ontology annotation, biological process: creatine biosynthetic process.